Molecule: messenger RNA, 417 nt
Organism: Rangifer tarandus platyrhynchus (Svalbard reindeer)
Lineage: Eukaryota; Metazoa; Chordata; Mammalia; Artiodactyla; Cervidae
Source: the annotation of a GenBank genome assembly
AUGAGUCUCCUCAACAAGCCCAAGAGUGAGAUGACCCCAGAGGAGCUGCAGAAGCGGGAGGAGGAGGAGUUUAACACGGGGCCACUCUCCGUGCUCACGCAGUCAGUCAAAAACAACACUCAAGUGCUCAUCAACUGCCGUAACAACAAGAAGCUCCUGGGCCGCGUGAAGGCCUUCGACAGGCACUGCAACAUGGUGCUGGAGAACGUGAAAGAAAUGUGGACGGAGGUCCCCAAGAGCGGCAAAGGCAAGAAGAAGUCCAAGCCAGUCAACAAGGACCGCUACAUCUCCAAGAUGUUCCUGCGUGGGGACUCUGUCAUUGUGGUCCUGAGGAACCCACUCAUCGCUGGCAAGCAGGGGCCUCCUCCCUGCUGUCAGAACUUGCCCCCUGGUUUUGCAAAGACCUGCCCUCUGUAG